AUGAUGAUUAGCCAGAAUGAGGCCAAAUUUCUUUAUCAUUUGGUUAGUUUAUUACAACCUAAUCGUAUACUUGAAAUUGGUGGAUUUACAGGAUAUUCAGCUAUAGCUAUGGGAUCUGCAAUGAGACCAGAUUCAAGAUUAGUCUCACUUGAACUCAAUCCUGUUCAUAUUACAACAGCUAAACGUUUUAUAAGCAUGGCUAACUUACAAGACAGAAUUGAAAUCAAGGAGGGGCCCGCUAAUGAAAGUUUAAUUUCUUUAGGUGAAAGCUCUUUAAAGACUCAAUAUGAUUUGAUCUUUAUGGAUGCCGAUAAAGGUGGAUAUAUAAAUUAUUACGAAUUAAUCAUGAAAUACGAUUUAUUGUCUAAUAGAGGAGUUAUUGUUACAGAUAAUGUGCUGUAUAGAGGACAAGUUCAUAAAGUAGCAGGAUACGAAAAGCAAGAACCUACUAGUGAAAUGUCCAAGAAUAUUAAGAAAACAGCACUGAAAUUGGCCAAUUUUAAUAAAUACAUUGCAAAUGAUUCAAGGGUUGAGAUGGUAAUUCUCCCCAUUUUUGAUGGGUUAUCUUUAAUACGUAAAAAGUUAGUGAAUUAA
This is a messenger RNA of Cokeromyces recurvatus, 594 nucleotides long. Its product is annotated as O-methyltransferase. The coding region runs from base 1 to 594 and encodes 197 amino acids. Gene Ontology annotation, molecular function: O-methyltransferase activity; S-adenosylmethionine-dependent methyltransferase activity. The record is from RefSeq and is a predicted model, not a curated record. The transcript has 4 exons. NCBI's taxonomy places the organism in Eukaryota, Fungi, Mucoromycota, Mucoromycetes, Mucorales, Mucoraceae.